Messenger RNA from Funneliformis caledonium, 597 nucleotides. Lineage: Eukaryota; Fungi; Glomeromycota; Glomeromycetes; Glomerales; Glomeraceae. The record is from the annotation of a GenBank genome assembly.
AUGGAUGAAAAUAUUAACGAAAAUUCUAGUAAUGAAAAAAAUGAACUUUGCACUACAUUAGUCACAGGUACAACAUUUCAAACUUGGGAAGAACUUGAGGCUCACCUAGAACGGUAUGCAUUGCAAGAAGGAUUUUCUUAUAAAAAAACAAGAGUUGAUUAUCAUUUGAGUCAAGACAAAAUGAAAUGCUUAACAGCAGAACAGAAAAAAUAUGAAAUUAAACGAAGAACUUAUGAGUUCAAUGUAACAAGACCUAAAAAGGAAAAUCCUAUUGGUAUAACUUCCGUUAAACUUGAACACAAUCAUGAAAUGAAUCCAUUGGUUAAUGAAAUGGCCCCUAAAUUUCGGAAAUUUACACAGCCAAUGCUUAACGAUGUUGAAUUUUAUGUGAAACAUGAGACAACCAGUGCAAGGCAAAUAUAUCCACUAUUACAUGCAAAAUUUCCUGAUCAUCUGAUUUUUAAGAAAGAUUUAUAUAAUGCUAUACAAAAGUUUAAGGUUGGGCAAAAAGAUACUAUCGAAAAUGAUACUGCAAAUCUUUUACACUAUCUUUAUGAUAAAAAGCAACAAGAUCCUGAAUGGUUUUUUAAAUUUUAA